This is a messenger RNA of Momordica charantia (bitter melon), 1187 nucleotides long. RefSeq names its product Metal-dependent phosphohydrolase. The record is from RefSeq and is a predicted model, not a curated record. Gene Ontology annotation, molecular function: 5'-deoxynucleotidase activity. Lineage: Eukaryota; Viridiplantae; Streptophyta; Magnoliopsida; Cucurbitales; Cucurbitaceae. Gene Ontology annotation, cellular component: cytoplasm.
UACAAUUUCUUUUUAUUAUUAAUUAUUUUUGGACUUGCCAAACAAAUAUACCAUGAAUGUUCCAUUGAGAAGCAGCCAAGAAAUCAUAGAGACGAGAGAGAAAUUGCAGAGUCGCUGAGAAGAACUGAAUAGACAUUGCUGUGGCCGCACGUGCUUUCCUCCGGAAGAGGCUCUGUCUUGCGGUGGCUGUCAUUCCACCAGCGGCCGAGAGACAUCGCUACAGCACUUCGAACCCGUCCCCAGAUUUCCCCUUCACCUUCUUCUCCAAAUUCGUCUCCAAUGGCCGUUAAUUCAUCCACCCAUCUUGCGCCUCCGCCGCAUCGUUUGCUGCCUCGUUCCUCUUUCGCUUUCUUUUCUCGCAUCUUCUUACGCCCUGUUUCCGCCGCUGGCUUCCCCACGCGGACCCUUGUCUCGGUUCGUGCCCGCUCUCCGAGUGCCGAUGGCGCCUUCGGAUCCAAGCAGCCGCUCGGUCUCGAUGAGUCCACUGGUUCGCCCUCGUCGUCCUCGGUUAUCGAUUUCCUCACACUGUGCCAUCGUCUUAAGACUACAAAGAGAAGGGGCUGGAUCAAUCACGGAAUAAAUGGGCCUGAGUCGAUUGCUGAUCAUAUGUACCGCAUGGCUUUGAUGAGUUUGAUAGCUGGUGACCUUCCUGGAGUGAAUAGAGAAAGGUGUAUCAAGAUAGCUCUUGUUCAUGAUAUUGCUGAAGCUAUUGUUGGAGAUAUAACCCCAUCGGAUGGGGUUCCAAAAGAGGAAAAGAGCAGAAGAGAGGCAGCAGCUUUAAAUGAAAUGUGCGAACUUCUUGGUGGAGGUAUGAGAGCCGAGGAGAUCAAAGAACUUUGGGCCGAGUAUGAAAACAAUUCUUCAUUGGAGGCUAAUCUCGUGAAGGAUUUUGAUAAAGUUGAAUUGAUUCUUCAAGCAUUUGAAUAUGAAAUAGAACAUGGGAAGGAGCUGGAUGAGUUCUUCCUUUCAACAGCUGGAAAAUUUCAGACUGACGUAGGAAAGAGGUGGGCAGCCGAGGUAUUGUCCAGAAGAAAUUCUAGAUUAUCAAAUUGAUCUUUUUAGGUACUUACUUUAUUGCUCAUCCUCCAAGUUUGUAUCUCAGAACCACACAAUGCCUCCAAAUCUAUGAAUUUGAAAAAUAAAUUAACUCAAUAAUGUGAAUUACAAAAUUGUUCACUACAAAUCAA